CACGUAAUCUACUGUGAACGAAUGGUCAUAUUUCGUUUUCUCGUCCUGGUCUUAUCGGGCAGACCGACGAAAAAUCUUGCCUUGUCGGAUGCACGACAACGUCGUCGUGCAUCAAUAAUAGACUCGCGAUGGUGGUAAGGUCGACUUCACUUGGCUUCGAUCCAUGCGAUUGUACUUCCAGCGGAAUGUGUUGGUUACCGUGUUUUUGCAUCAACAUCAUCGAGGCGAUCGACCUACUUGUAGUGCAAGAUGAAACUCCAAAAGAUUGUCCAGCUAGCUGCGGGUACUACCAAUUCACUGUUCAAAAUAUCAGUCUGCCUCGAAGAGAGCUGAAAGAGUAGCUGAACUCAAGUGGGCUGACCAUGAGCAAGGCAAGGUCGAAAGGCAGCGUCAGCACAUUCGCAUCGGCCAUCAGCGGCGGUCGUCACUUCUCACUGUCGAAGAACAAAGCCAGAGUUUACUGCGUGAACAAUGAGUACGCAGAAGCUAAGGCAACGACCAAGGAAGAGUCGACACUUUUCACUGCAAAGAGGCUACUACUUGGUGUAUGGGUGUGUGUGGGGCUGGUGCCAUUGUUCUUGCAGGCCCGAAGCUACAUCAAGUUCGUGACACCACACAAGAUUACCCAGGACUUGGUCGUCCCGCAUGGCACUGUUGGUGAGACGAGUAAUCUCGGGAAACUCUGCCCUGUUGAAGGAUUGAUGGUGGCUGGGGCAUGGUGGAAUGUUGGAGUAACUCAUUCCUACAAUAAAUCGACUGGGCGAGUCUGCCACUUCGUCGUGCCGCAGUAUAAUAUCCACGGAGCAUAUCGCUUAGGAACCGAGCGAGUAGCUCCGUCGUCCACAACUCCAGCGAGCUGUUCAGGUGAGAGUUACGAAUUCCGACACUACUUUUACCAUGGAAGCAUUGGCUACUACGGAUUCUACGAAGAAGCAUCGGGAACGUACUGCGCAAAUGAUCUGACAUUACACAUACGUUACGUUAGGGUAAACGGGCUCGGUACGUACGAUAGUAAUGGAGUGUGGCUUGCCGACGAUACCGGGGAUUUAACCUACAGGCGGUCGUAUUGGUACGGAUUCUUCGGAGCAAUCUGGAUCGCGUACCGUUCCAUACUGAUGCGACGCAGCUACAUCUCAUGCAAGCGGUACGGGAGAAGAUGCGACCACCUGCAAGAGAGAAUUCGAUUCCAAGACGCAGUUGUGUACGUUCAAGAGAGUCUGCGACUGUCGGCACAUGGUGCGAGAAACUACCAUCGUGCGGCGCUGUUAUACUUACUUGUCGAAGGUCUGAUGAGCGACCUCUUCAUGCUAAUCGCUCAAGACGGGCUUUUUGCGAAGGUGCAGUAUAUUUCGCUGGGGUACAAUUUAUCAGGAGUGCUCUCGAUGCUGUUCGAAAUGAUCGAAAGUAUGCACUGGCUGGGAGAAAAGACGCGCUGCUUGGUCAAGCGCCUUUUGUUCAAUUACGAGACGUCCAUGAUGGGCGAACUCCUCUGUGCGGGGGUGAUGCAGUAUUAUCUCACGUCACUUAACCGAUCUAGCCUCAAGCAUUCGAAAGCAACAGCUGAAGCAGUCUCGCAUUACGUGUGGAGUUUGGUAGGGCACGGAAUUAUUGUCCUUGGAAUUGUUGCUGCUAUCACGUCUGUAAGGGCAACCGGAGCACUCAUUACAAUUCGACGGACUUUUGGUUCUUUCAAGGUGCUCACAGCUCCAUGCUGUGUUGACACAACACUCGGAGUUCGCUCCAAAAUGAUACUUUUGGGCGGAUAUGUUUGGGAGGACGAUAAACUCAGCUACAAGGUCGAGACUCUGAAGUCUUUCGGGAUUAUGAAAAUGCUGGAAGAAGACGACACACAAUUUCUAGUUCUCAACAAACUCCACUGGGUAUCGAGCCCUCGACACGAUUCUGUAGUUAUUGGGGAAGUCCAUGGCCAAAAGGUAACACCUUGCACCGAGCGACCGUGUACGGGGAUAGUGAGUGUCUUUGAAUACUCGCUUGGAGGCCCGGUAUGAACAGUGUUCAUAGAACACACCAUAGCAACUAAACACUUUUACGCGAUUGUACUCGUAACGUAACAACAAAAAGGUAUUUCUUGAAGCCCACAUGCCACU
This is a messenger RNA of Phytophthora nicotianae INRA-310, 2108 nucleotides long. RefSeq lists its product as hypothetical. The record is from RefSeq and is a predicted model, not a curated record. The transcript has a single exon. Lineage: Eukaryota; Oomycota; Peronosporomycetes; Peronosporales; Peronosporaceae. The coding region runs from base 363 to 2009 and encodes 548 amino acids.